AUGCAGUUCAACGUUAUCGUCGCACUUCUGGCCAUUGGAGCGCCCUUGGCCUAUACUGCACCCAUAGGUCUGGACAACCGCCCAAUGAAUGUUUCUCUGCUGACGUCGCCUUAUGUAGCUGGUCAGGAUAACGAGGCAAUUCCCUUCUACGAAAAACGUACGGACAAUAGUGAAGCCAUCCCGUUUUACGAAAAGCGUGCAGGGGAUAGCGAAGCUAUUCCAUUCUAUCCAAAGAGGGAGGAAAACAGCGAGGCUAUCCCAUUCUAUCAGAAGAGGGACGAUAGUAGUGAGGCUAUACCCUUUUACCAGCGUCGGGCAGACAACAGUGAGGCCAUUCCUUUCUAUGAAAAGCGGGCUGAGGAGAGUGAGGCCAUUCCCUUCUAUCCAAAAAGGGAAGACAAUAGCGAAGCUAUUCCAUUCUACGAAAAGCGGGGGGAGAAUAGUGAGGCUAUCCCAUUCUAUCCAAAGAGGGAGGAAAACAGCGAGGCUAUCCCAUUCUAUCAGAAGAGGGACGACAGUAGUGAGGCUAUACCCUUUUACCAGCGUCGGGCAGAUAGCAGUGAGGCCAUUCCCUUCUAUCCGUAG
This is a messenger RNA of Aspergillus bombycis, 585 nucleotides long. RefSeq lists its product as uncharacterized. Bases 1 to 585 code for a protein of 194 amino acids. The record is from RefSeq and is a predicted model, not a curated record. The transcript has a single exon. NCBI's taxonomy places the organism in Eukaryota, Fungi, Ascomycota, Eurotiomycetes, Eurotiales, Aspergillaceae.